GUUCUGAGGGAAAAAAUAAUGAUAUUUUUUAAUGUGUGGGAUGUGUGUGUUUUAUUAGCAUUGACAAUCAUCCCAGGCUCUCUAACGUGUAGCCUUCGUCUGGUUAAUCGCUGCUAUAUUGAACCUCUACGAUUUUUUCUGGAGCCGAAGGUUGCCGUUAGCUUUCAGUAGCACUGUGGUUCAAAUGUUCGCCGUCAUGGAGCUUAAACAGCUAACAUCAGAUGAUCAGUGUUCAUGAUGGUGAAAGUUGAUGGUUUUUAAACAAGUCCACACCUUGUGACAGACGGUGCGUGGAAGCAAACACCCACUGUGGACACUUCCUCUCAGCCUUGUUUAGCUGAGGACCAAAGGACGGUGGACAGCUGGUUGCAAACAAGGAUUGUGAAAAAGAGAUUUCCAAGUGGAGUGAGUAUGUCUGAGAUGAUGAAGGUAGAAGCAGACGACUCCGAUGGACUCAGUGUGGCGCCCCCCCUUCCUCCGCCACCCGCAGCAGAACUGAAGCAGACUCAAAAUAGCAAAGAUCUCAUCCAUCAGAUGUUGGUGAUCAAAGAAGAGGUUUUACUUGACUGCAGUUCGAUUUUGGAUCCAGACGCCCCGCUGCAGAAGGAGGAACUCUGCAUCAAACUUGAAGGAGAGCACUUCAAUAUGAAGACUGAAGACGAGGAGAAACCUCGGUUAUCAGAGCUUUAUCACAUCAAAACUGAAGACAACAUAGAGUCAGAAGCUCAAACCAGCACGAUUGGAGUGCAGAUAAAAACAGACCCUGAUGGAAGGGAAUGUGGAGGAUCCGAACUAGACAGGAACCCUGAUCCAGUAUGUUCCUCUCUGGAAAGUAAGAUGACGGAUAAUAGGAAGAGUAAAAUAUCAAAACUGCGAUCCAAACUUACAACUAAGGUCGAAGUUAAUGUGGUAGAGAAGCCAUUAGGUUGUAAUGUUUGUGGUAAAAGACUCAGACACAAGACUCAUGUUAAAUUGCACAUGAUGAUUCACAGCGGAAAGAGAGAGCAUAAAUCAGAUGUUUGCUCUAAAGUUUAUAGAGAAAAGCCUUCUCCCCAGAUCCACAAGAGAGUCCGCAGUGGUGAUAAAACUUUUGCCUGUGAAGAUUGUGGUAGAAAGUUUCAUGCAAAGAAAUUGUUUCAGCAGCACCUGAAGGUCCAUUCAGAAGAAAAACCUUUUUCUUGUGAUGUCUGUGGAACAAAAUUCAAAAGGAAGGAGACGCUUAAAAACCACACAAGGAUUCACACUGCAGAAAAGCCAUUUGUCUGUAGUGUUUGUAGUAAAGGAUUUUCACAACAGAUUCAUCUGAAGUGUCACAUGCGUGUUCACACGGGGGAGAAACCAUUUAUUUGCAGCUUUUGCAGCAAGGGGUUUGCAUUACAAGAGAAUCUAAAGAGACACAUCCGUGUUCACACCGGGGAGAAAAUGUUUGUUUGUAGUUUUUGUAGUAAAGGUUUUUCACUGCAACAGAACCUGAAGAGUCACAUGCAUGUUCACACAGGGGAGAAGCCAUUCAUCUGCAGUCUUUGUAGUAAAGGAUUUUAUCAACAUGGGGUUCUGAAGAGACAUAUGCGAGUUCACACAGGAGAAAAACCGUACAUCUGCAGUGUUUGCAGUAAAGGAUUUUCACUACAAGAAAACCUGAAGAGACACAUGCAUGUUCACACCCCAGUGAAACUAUUUAUCUGUAGUGUGUGUAGUAAAGGGUUUUCACAGCAGGAUACUUUAAAGAGGCACAUGUGCGUUCACACGGGAGAGAAACCAUUUAUUUGUAGCUUUUGCAAUAAAGGGUUUUCGCAACAACAUCAUCUAAAAAAACACAUGGAUGUUCACACUGCGCCGUUCAGCUGUAGCGACUGUGGUAAACAUUUCGUGAAGGAAAUCCAGUUAGAGCGACACGUAAGAGUCCACACAGAAGAGAGGCCGUUUGGGUGCGAUGUUUGUAAAACCAGAUUUAUUCAGAAAUGCCAUCUUGACAACCACAUGAGAGUCCAUUCGGGUGAGAAACCAUUUGUUUGCAGCGUUUGUGCUAAAGCAUUUUCCCAACAAGAUCGCCUAAAGAGACACAUGCGUGUUCACACUUGUGAAAAACCUUUUGUUUGUAAUGUUUGCAGCAAAGCUUUUUCACAACAAGGGAAUCUAAAGAGACACAUGAGUACGCAUGACAGCUGUAUGUAAUGAAAACUAUAAGUGUGAGUGGAUUAUUCUUCGGUCCUGACAGCAAAAGUAUAGGCCCAAGUAAAGCUG
Messenger RNA from Cyprinodon variegatus (sheepshead minnow), 2244 nucleotides. RefSeq names its product gastrula zinc finger protein XlCGF26.1-like. The transcript is spliced from 3 exons. Gene Ontology annotation, molecular function: DNA-binding transcription factor activity; RNA polymerase II cis-regulatory region sequence-specific DNA binding. NCBI's taxonomy places the organism in Eukaryota, Metazoa, Chordata, Actinopteri, Cyprinodontiformes, Cyprinodontidae. The record is from RefSeq and is a predicted model, not a curated record. Bases 412 to 2175 code for a protein of 587 amino acids. Gene Ontology annotation, biological process: regulation of transcription by RNA polymerase II.